Cyclopterus lumpus (lumpfish) is the source of this 2875-nucleotide messenger RNA. Its product is annotated as dnaJ homolog subfamily C member 11-like. Bases 1 to 1734 code for a protein of 577 amino acids. Lineage: Eukaryota; Metazoa; Chordata; Actinopteri; Perciformes; Cyclopteridae. The record is from RefSeq and is a predicted model, not a curated record. The transcript has 16 exons. Gene Ontology annotation, biological process: cristae formation.
AUGAGCUUCCGGACCACUGGAGCGGUGGGCGGGACCAAUCCAAACCCAAACAUGGCGGCGUCCUUAGAAGAUGAUUUUGAGUUUGACAACCAGGACUACUACUCUCUGCUCAACGUCCGGAAGGAGGCGACGCUGGAGGAACUGAAGGCGUCCUACCGGAGGCUGUGCAUGCUCUACCACCCGGACAAGCAUCGAGACCCGGAGCUGAAGAGCCAGGCCGAACAGCUGUUCAACCAGGUGCACCAGGCAUAUGAAGUGCUGAGCGACGCUCACUCCAGAGCCAUCUAUGACAUCUUUGGGAAGAAAGGCUUGGAGGUGGAGGGCUGGGAGGUGGUGGAGAGGAAGAGGACGCCAGCGGAGAUUCGAGAGGAGUACGAAAGGCUGCAGAGGGAAAGGGAAGAGAGGAGGCUGCAACAGAGAACCAACCCCAAGGGCACCAUCAGCGUGGGCGUGGAUGCAACCGACCUGUUCGACCGCUACGACGAGGACUUUGAAGACAUGCCGGGAGGAGGCUUUCCUCAUGUUGAAAUCAACAAGAUGCACAUCUCCCAAUCCAUAGAGGCUCCUUUGACCAACUGUGACACAGCAGUGCUGUCCGGUUCGCUCUCCACACACAACGGGACCGGAGGGGGGAACAUCAACGUGACCGUACGGAGGGUUACUUCAGCCAAGGGCUGGGGAGAGGUGGAGUUGGGUGCAGGAGACGUUCUUGGACCUCUCAUUGGCUUGAAGGUGUUUCGCAACCUCACCCCGCGGUGCUUCUUGACAGCCCAGUGCGGUUUGCAGUUCUCUCCUCGGGGUUUGAGACCCAGCUGUUCUCUGAUGACGGCCCGCCACCUGGACCAGAACACCAUGGGCUACCUGCAGUGGCGCCGGGGGCCCAACAGCGCCAUGACCACCAGCCUGGUCCGAGACACAAAGAGCAGCCAUUUCACUCUCGCUCUGCAGCUGGGCGUGGCUCACUCCUACCUGAUGAUGAGCUACCAGUACAAGUUCCAGGAUGAGGACCAGACCAAAGUGAAGGGCUCUGUGAAGACCGGCUGGUUCGGCACCGUGGUGGAAUACGGAGCGGAGAGGAAGAUCAGCCGACACAGUGUCCUGUCAGCCACCGUCAGCAUGGGCGUCCCUCAGGGAGUCACGCUGAAGAUCAAGUUGGCGCGUGCCAGUCAGACGUACCUGUUCCCAGUCCACCUCACAGACCAGCUGCUGCCCAGCGCCGUCUUCUACGCCACCGUGGGACCCCUGCUGGUCUACAUGGUGGUCCACAGACUGGUCAUCAUACCAUACACACAAGCACAGAAAGAGCAAGAGCUGGAGCUGCAGAGGAAGAGCUCGGCCACCGACAUCGCCAAGAAGAAGCACGAGGCCGAGUCUGCUGUUCUGCUGAUGCAGGAGUCUGUGAGGAGAGUCAUCGAAGGGGAGGAAUCCAAGAUGGGUCUGAUCCUCCUGAACGCCUGGUACGGGAAGUUUGUGUCCGACACCAGCCAGAAGCAGGAGAGGGCAAAGGUCAUCGACGUCACUGUGCCUCUGCAGUGCCUGGUCAAGGACUCCAAACUCAUCCUCACCGAGGCCUCCAAGGCCGGGCUGCCGGGCUUCUACGACCCGUGUGUGGGCGAGCAGAAGAGUCUGAAGCUGCUGUACCAGUUCCGAGGAGUCAUGCAUCAAGUCAUCUCCUCCGACACCGAGUCGCUACGGAUACCCAAGCAAUCUCACAGAAUCGAGCCCGAGUCCUAGGAGCCCCCCAGAGGGUCAGAUCCAGAUGAAGCAGACCCACUUCGCCAACGAGUCCGCCUCCCUCCUCUCUGGUAUUAGUGAAUGUGUUGAUCCACUACCCGCUCCCCCCCUCCAGGGCCGCCUCCCGGGUCCAGCAGAGUGCAGGAGUCCACUCAGUGUGCUCCUCCUCAGCAUCUGCUGCAUGAACCCUGAGGGCCUGAUGAGACCUUCCUGUCCACGGGGACCUUUAUGUCUUUAUGUGAGUCCAGUCUACCAACCAGCUGUCGUCUUUGUACCUGGCAGGUUCAUUCAUGUCCAAACCUCGUGCACAUGUUGAGUACCACUAUGCAGGCCCCUCAGAGGACUGAAGCAUAACUCUCUGAUUCUGCUGCUCGGGUGUGAAUAUUUAUAUCUGUGAGGGUCUUAAAGGGAAGUGUUCACGUGUUCUUCAUUCAGGCUAUUUAAAUAUCCACUUCAGUGUUUAUUGUUUAACCCUAAACUGGUUGUAGUUUAUUCUUACUGGUGUGCGUCUGGCCUCUGACAGCCACUACUGGAAAGGAUCUGUAAUAAUCAGAUGAUCCAGUCGGGCAUAAAGACAAUAACUUGAGCCUGAAGAUGACUCUCCAAACGGAGCCGUUUGUUUCAUGUUCAGUCCCUUCAGCAGAUUAUUCAUAUUUAUUCCUCUCCAUGGUAAUAUGAGAUAACAUGCUUGUCUUUUAGGUGAUAAUCCAGUCAGCAAAUAAUAUCUUCUGGAGCACCUUGUUUAAUAUUAAACUGAUCUCCUAUUUGUGGAUCGACAGUUAGACAUUUAGUGGACUGGGAACGCCCCACUGUAGAAUACAAAAGGGCCUUUAUUAAAGAAGUCAUAUUUUGCAGUGUUUAAUGUAUGGCCCGUCGUACUGAAGCUGCUCUUAACAGCCACUGGACCUCACAUGGAGCUGUUCACUCAUCAUGGAGCCCUGUGGGCGGGUCCUCUUGGUGCAUUUCGUCCAUAAAGGUCGUGUUGGGGUCAUUCACAGCAGCCAUGAUGCACGGAGUUUUUGUGUGUAUGUUAACCUCUGUAGUGCCACCUUGAGGCCAGCAGAAGGACCAGCAGGACUGCUCCUGCUGGUCCACAUGAGGAUGUACAGUUGAGGAUCCUGUGUUCUGUCCUGUGAAGACC